AUGAGUUCCUCUACCCAACGCGCGGCGACCCCCAAGAGCCUAGCAGUGCCUCUGCUUGCUCAUCAGGAGAUCGCCUUGGAUUGGAUGCAGCGGCAAGAGAGGGGCACCAGUAAAGGGGGCAUUUUGGCUGACGAGAUGGGUCUUGGAAAGACUCUUUCUACUAUUUCAUUGAUUCUUGCAUGCUCAUCGACCGAGAAGCAUAAAACAAACCUCAUAGUUUGCCCUGUGUCUCUCAUCAAGCAGUGGGAGCAGGAGAUAAAGAGCAAGCUCAAGCCUGACUACCAGCUGAAAGUGUCCAUCUUCCAUGGCGAGAAACGCGCGCCGGCAUCCGAGCUCAUGGAACACGACGUCGUCUUGACGAGCUACGGAACCUUGCUCAGCGAGCGAAAAAAGUUGAAUGACUUUUGGAAGAAGAACGUAGACCGCAAAAUCGACGUGAAGAACGACGUCCUCCUCAAGCAAUGUGCAUCUUUUCUGCACCCUUGGGAUUCUCACUUCCAUAGAAUCAUCCUCGACGAGAGCCACCACAUCAAAAACAGGCUGGCCCAGACCAGCGAAGCUGUCACGGAGGUGAAGGCAAAAUAUCGCUGGUGCUUGACGGGGACUCCCAUGAUGAACGGCGUGGACGAUAUGUACGCGAUGUAUCGAUUCCUCAAGAUCAGUCCCUACGAUGACUGGGGGUUUUUCGUCGACAGCUUUGGGACUCUCUUCGACACUAAAACGACCGGUGCUGAUCCCAAGGUGCUUGCCAUGAAGAACUUCCAGGUCCUUCUCAAGGCUACUAUGCUACGUCGAUCCAAGUCCUCGAUGCUUGACGGCAAGCCCAUUCUUGUACUGCCCGAAAAGACGGAGGAGAAUGUCGAGGUCGUUCUGAGUGUCGACGAGUUCAAAUUCUACCAAGAGGUACAAGAGAAAUCUCAGGUGAUCUUCAGUCAGUACCUCGGGGGAACUAAGACCAUCGGAUGGCGGUUCGGUCAUGUGCUGGUGCUUCUUCUGCGACUGAGACAAGCCUGCUGCCACCCGUUUCUUUUGCUCAACUCCGAACAGUUUAUCCCCGAGGUUGAUGCCGAGAUGUUGGAGCGAGCGGAAAGACUACCGGAAGGUCAAGUCAAUCGAAUUCUUCACUUCAAGUGCCGCGACUGCUCGACAACCAUUGCGGAUCCCAUCUUCAUCUAUCCCUGCGCUCAUGAGAUUUGCGUCAACUGCCUCGCAAAGCUUGUCCCCAAAGCAAGCAAUGCGCAAGUCGAGCAGACGAAGUGCCCCGUCUGUAAAGGCCCCUUGGACAAGAACACGGUCAUUACGUACGAUGCAUUCAAGCAAAUCCAUGCGCCUGAGCUUCGUCCGUCCUCGAAGGUGAAUGUGUGCAUCGACCUCCUCCGGCGAAUCCAGAAAGAGACGGGCGGCGAGAAGUCUAAGACACUCGUCUUCUCCCAGUGGACAAUGCUCCUGGACUGCCUUGAAGUGGCUCUCCGUGAGGAUGAUGACGAGACCAUGCGGAAUCUAAAGACGGUGCGAUACGAUGGCUGUAUGACCAUGACGUUGCGCGACAAGGUAGUGCGAAAAUUCCGCGAUGACCCCGACGUCAGAGUCAUGUUCCUCUCUCUGCGAGCGGGCAAUGCGGGACUCAAUCUCGUUGCGGCAACCCGCGUCAUCAUCAUGGAGCCGUUCUGGAACCCCUAUAUUGAGAUGCAGGCCGUCGACCGCGCACACCGGAUCGGCCAAAAGAAACCCGUCAAGGUGUAUCGUCUCCAUGCUCAGGGGACGGUGGAGGAUCGCAUCAUGAAACUGCAGGAGGCCAAGAAGAGCACCAUCAACGCAGCUCUCGACGAGAAAGCCCAUACCCAGGUUUCCAGUCUGAGCCUCGAUGAGCUUAAGUACCUUUUCAACCUGGCUUAA
Molecule: messenger RNA, 1896 nt
Organism: Sodiomyces alkalinus F11
Lineage: Eukaryota; Fungi; Ascomycota; Sordariomycetes; Glomerellales; Plectosphaerellaceae
Exons: 4
Coding region: 1-1896 (631 amino acids)
Cellular component (GO): cytoplasm
Molecular function (GO): ATP binding; ATP-dependent chromatin remodeler activity; metal ion binding
Source: RefSeq, a predicted model, not a curated record